This is a messenger RNA of Cladocopium goreaui, 2004 nucleotides long. NCBI's taxonomy places the organism in Eukaryota, Dinophyceae, Suessiales, Symbiodiniaceae. The record is from the annotation of a GenBank genome assembly.
AUGUCACUGUCAUCCUGUUGUGUGGUCCAGUCUCAAAAUGAGGCCAGUGCGACAGAUGCAGAUACAGCGGCUGAGUUUCUGAGCAAGUUUCAAUCCAAGCAUGCAGAAGUGGCAAAGUUGGUGGCGGAGGAGGAAGACAUGCUGUUGACCUUGUCCUUCUUCUUAGAAAAGAUGCGCUUCGAAGCGGGUCUUGGAGCAGGACACCUGGAGGCAGCCACACCGGAUUCCCAGCCGGAGCGACAAGUCUCCGUCAGCAGCGACCAGCGCGCACUGCAUUCCGUGCAGUUUUCCAAGAGGGUCAGUGAGAAGCCCGCGCCCAGCGAUGAUCAUCUUCAUCAUCUCCACCAUCUCCACCCGGAUGCCGAUUCCUCGGGCAUGAAGCCCACUCGAUCGCGACCCAUCCCUGCCUCGCUCGGCAGCUUGUCCCCAAGCGCGUCACCUUCGCCCCAAAAAAGCCGCAAUGGCCGAGCUCAUGGGGACUCGUCCAAGGGAAGUUCCAUCGCGAGAUUUCCGGAUAGCGUUGGUAACAUGUACUCCAUCAACGGCUUGGGAGAUGCAGGGCGUGAGAUGCGGAGCUCAUUUGUAGACAUGGUGAAUUCUCUCCAAUAUUCUCAAAACCCGUCCUGCUGCGGACGCUUCUUUGGGAAUGCACUCCUUUCCAUCUCUGGCUUCUUUGACAUGCUCUAUACGCUGAAGGAACCUCAUCGGAAAGGCUGCUUGGCCAACUUUGUCGGCAGCCAGAUCUUUGGACUGCUGUCCACCAUUGUGAUUUUGACCAAUGCAGUCUUUAUCUUCUUCGCGACCGACUAUGAGAUGCAGAAUAUUGGCGGCUCAACCCCCAUGUUCUUCAGGGUUACGGAUCUGGUUCUAUCCUCUUGUUAUGUCCUGGAAGUCGGCUUGAAACUGGUGGUGCACCGGGGCUUCUUCUUUUGGAACUCAGAAUGGGCCUGGAACGGCUUCGACUUUCUCCUGGUGCUUUUCUCCAUCGUCGAGAACCUCUUGGCCUCUGAAGUGCUCUUCGCCAGUCAACGCAGCAGUGAUCCAGUGAACUUGGGCUUCCUGAGACUCUUGCGAUUGUGCAAGAUCGUCAAGAUCCUGCGGAUCUUUCGCACACUGAGGGUCUUCAGCGAACUGCGCUUGAUGCUGGAUUGCGUGCUGGGAUCCCUGUUGAAUUGCAUGUGGUGUAUCGUCAUGCUGAUCUUUGUGAUGUAUAUCUUUGCGCUCUUGGUGCAACAGACCCUGGUUGGCUUCCUUCAAGAGGAAGGCGACGAGAGGACUCCAGAGGAGAUCGGCUUGCUCUAUCAGUACUUUGGGUCUGUCCAAAUCACCCUGAUCACGCUUUUCCAAGCGAUUACAUCUGGAGUUGAUUGGCAUGUUCCUUACGAGGUUCUUUUGAUUUCCGGGUCAAUACUUCCAGCAGCCUUCGUUUUUUAUGUGGCUUUUGUUUUCAUUUCGGUCUGGAAUAUCGUCACCAGUACCUUUGUGGAAAAGGCCUUGAAGUUAGCGCAGCCGGACAUCGAUCUGCUGGUGGUGGAGCAGCAGUUGAGAGACUUUGAAGAUACCCAAAUGUUGGCCCAGCUUUUUGCGGAUAUGCUGCAGACCGAUGAAGAGGGAGAACAUAAAGUUGGCCUCAAGGAGUUUCAGAAUCUGCUGGAAACCUAUCAAUUUAGAUCCUACCUACAGACCAGGGGAAUUGAUAUCAAAAAUGCCGAGACAUUCUUCAAGAUGCUGGUGGAACUGCAGGGAGAGCCAACCAUCGAUGCAAUCACCUUUGCGAAUGCAUGUGUUCGCAUGAAGGGGGCAGCAACAAGUAUAGACCUUCAGACGGUGAUGUUCACUACGCACCUGAUGAACAAGGAACAGAGAAGAGCUUUUCAAUUCAUGUACAACCGUUUGCAGAAGAUUGAGUCAAUGCUCACUGGCGGCAACUGGUCCGAAUCUGUGGCAUCACCCACAGGUGUUUCGCUGUCACGGGGCCAGAGCACUGUGAGCCGGGAAUUUUGA